GGGAGUAGGGGACCCUAAUGGCAAUUUCACUGCCUUUCAUGGUUGGUCUUUGGUCCCCUAGCAAGCCACUACCAUUAUUAUUCAAGUGACUUCCUUUAAAAAUUAACAUCAAACCCUAAACAAAAUUAUUAAGGACCAAACUUUGAAAUGUAUGUCCUAAAGAGAAGCCAUGCAUGCAGUCUUACAGCCCCACACUGUCCACCAAAACCAUUCCUCCAAGUGAAUGUCUGCAAAAGCUCAACUAUAUCAUGCCCCCUCCCUUUCCUCUUUUCCCAUCUCCUUAUAAAUCUCCUCCAAACCCAAGUUUCACUCUCAUAUUUCUCAUAUAUUAAACAACUCCAUAUAUAUGGAUCAAGAAGAAGGCAAGACUUCAUCAGCAUUCACCUUUGAUGUAGAGGAAGAUGAAGCCUUAUCUCUCUCUGAUCUCCCAGUGUCAACCACUACCAAUGAAGAUAAGGUCAGCUUUAGGGACAAGAAUGAAGACAGUACUAUCAAGUCACCAGAGAAUGAAGAGUUUGAGUUUAGGACUUGGGGUUCUUCUGGGUUGUGUGUUGCUGAUGAAGUCUUCUUCAAGGGACGAAUACUUCCUCUUCGGCCAUCGAUAAGUUCUGAUACUUGUGUUUUUGUUCCCAGCCGGAGCUCAAGCAGUAGUAGCAGAAGCAGUAGUUGCAUUAGCAGGAGUCACUCAUCAAGUAGUAGUAGUACUGGUGGCCAAAUAGUAGCUCCAAGACCACAUGCAAUGAUCUCUAAUAACUUUUAUGCUCAUCCAAGUCCAAGUCCACAGCUCCGGAGAGCUAAUGCUGGUAGGAGAAGCACUGGUUCAGCUCCGGUGGGGUGGUCUGUCUUCCGGUUAGGUCUUGUACAAGCUCCGGAGAUUGAAAUACAUAAUCUGAGAGCUAGGAGAGUUGCCAGUGUUGAGAGUAGUAGUACUAGUACUAUAGGUAGUAGAAGCUUUAGAGAGCUUUGUUUUAGUAGUGUUGUUAAAGCAAAGAGUGUUAGUGAUCAUCAAAACAAUGGUAAGGUGGUAGAUGAGAAGAAAGGUCCUUUGAAGUUCUUUGGAUUAGGGUUUGCAUGCAAGUGCUCUCCUGACUCAGUGGAAAAGCAUGAACAGAAGAUGAUGAUGGUGAAGAGUAAGAAAAAGAAGAAGAGUUCUUCUGAAGAGAAGAGAGGGGAAAGUGUAAGGCAAAGGAGAAUAUUUGAAUGGUUGGAAGAGCUUAGUGUUGCAAGGAUGAUGGUGUAAUAGAUUAAAGGUGGUUUUUACUUAAAGCCUUAUCUUUGUUAGCUUU
Molecule: messenger RNA, 1286 nt
Organism: Dioscorea cayenensis subsp. rotundata (Guinea yam)
Lineage: Eukaryota; Viridiplantae; Streptophyta; Magnoliopsida; Dioscoreales; Dioscoreaceae
Exons: 1
Coding region: 347-1240 (297 amino acids)
Source: RefSeq, a predicted model, not a curated record